This is a messenger RNA of Volvox carteri f. nagariensis, 315 nucleotides long. RefSeq lists its product as uncharacterized. The record is from RefSeq and is a predicted model, not a curated record. The transcript is spliced from 2 exons. Lineage: Eukaryota; Viridiplantae; Chlorophyta; Chlorophyceae; Chlamydomonadales; Volvocaceae. The coding region runs from base 1 to 315 and encodes 104 amino acids.
AUGAUUGUCAGCAACCCAAACAAGAAGGAGCUGAAGUACAAAAACGGGCAUGCGGCCAUGAAGGAGUGUGUCGACUGCUACAUGGCGGCCUAUGAAGAGCUGCUUUCCGUGGGCCAGGUGCCUCGCUACUACACCAUUGAGGAGAUUGCCAGCAAGCACCUUGAAACCUCCCUUCCAAUGGGCGGAAGUUGGUCGGCCAGUUCCGAUGUACAUGUACAAGGGCGAGCAGAUGGGUACCGGGCCUGGUUCAAUGUCGUGGCGGGAACUGAAUGGCUCUGGAUUUGCCAGGUUGCCGCAUUGGGCGUGCGGAUGUAA